UCUUUGUUGGAAGGAUUUGACAGGAGCUUUGACUUGAGUGGAGGAAACUGGACCGCGACCUGGAGCUGAACAAGUAUGAGGCCACUGCAACUCCCACUCUCAACAACUCAGCUUCCUAAACUGCUUCUCGAAUAGCGAAAGAGUGGUUUCACACAGGCUGAAUGACUAUUAGUUCCAAAAAUGCCACAUUUCUACGCUCGCCCCGGAUUGAUGAAAACGCCGGGGAACUGAUGGGAGCCACGGGCUUAAAUUAAGUCCUCAUCGGCGAAUGCCGUUUUUGACAUUCCCAACGCGACAGAGACCGUGAGACACGCGGAAGUGCCGACAUGGCUGACAGGACUGCUCCCAACUGCCACCUGAGACUGGAGUGGGUGUACGGAUACCGGGGGCACCAGUGCCGCAACAACCUCUACUACACCGCCGCCAAGGAGAUCGUCUACUUCGUGGCCGGCGUGGGAGUGGUGUACAACACCCGAGAGCACAAGCAGAAAUUCUACCUGGGCCACAACGAUGACAUCAUCAGUUUAGCUCUACAUCCUGAGCGUGUGUUGGUGGCCACGGGGCAGGUGGGCAAGGAGCCGUACAUCUGUGUGUGGGACUCCUACACUGUACAGACAGUCUCUAUCCUUAAAGACGUGCACACUCAUGGUGUUGCCUGCCUGGCGUUUGAUCUUGAAGGACAGUGCUUGGUGUCUGUGGGUUUGGACUCAAAAAACACAAUCUGCGUGUGGGACUGGAGGAGAGGGAAGGUUCUGGCAGCCGCACCGGGCCAUACAGACAGGAUAUUUGACAUAUCGUGGGAUUUGUACCAGCCGAGCAAGCUUGUAAGCUGUGGAGUCAAACACAUCAAGUUCUGGAGUUUAUGCGGUAAUGCUCUCACGCCCAAACGUGGAGUUUUCGGCAAGACCGGGGAUCUCCAAACUAUCCUCUGCCUGGCUUGUGCCAAGGAUGAGGUCACGUAUUCCGGUGCCUUGAACGGUGACAUCUAUGUGUGGAAAGGGAUCAACCUGAUGAGAACAGUGCAAGGGGCUCAUGGGUCAGGGAUUUUCAGCAUGAACGCUUGCGAAGAGGGUUUUGCCACUGGGGGACGAGAUGGUUGCGUCCGCCUGUGGGAUCUCAAUUUCAAACCAAUUACUGUCAUUGAUCUCAGGGAAACAGACCAAGGAUAUAAAGUAGCUAGAGUUGAAAAUAGCAGAGGGCUUUCUGUGCGUAGUGUUUGCUGGCGGGGAGACCACAUCCUGGUGGGCACGCAAGAUAGUGAGAUCUUCGAGGUGGUGGUCCACGACCGCAACAAGCCUUUCCUUAUCAUGCAGGGUCACUGUGAGGGCGAGCUGUGGGCGCUGGCUGUGCACCCCACCAAGCCUCUUGCUAUGACAGGCAGUGACGACCGCUCUGUCAGGAUAUGGAGCCUUAUCGACCAUGCUCUGAUAGCUCGAUGUAACAUGGAGGAGCCGAUCCGCUGUGCAGCUGUCAGCACUGAUGGUAUUCAUUUGGCCCUGGGAAUGAAGGAUGGCUCGUUCACCGUUCUCCGAGUCAGAGAUAUGACAGAAGUGGUCCACAUCAAGGACAGGAAGGAGGCUAUCCAUGAGCUGAAGUAUUCCCCUGAUGGCGCCCAUUUGGCUGUUGGCUCCAAUGACAACUCGGUGGACAUUUAUGGUGUUGUGCAGAGGUACAAGAAAGUAGGAGAGUGCAUUGGCUCCAACAGCUUCAUUACACACAUGGACUGGUCCACGGACAGCAAGUUCCUACAAUCGAACGAUGGCAGCGGCAGGAGGCUCUUCUAUAGGAUGCCAAGUGGCAAGGAGGUGACAAACAGGGAGGAGCUGAAGCUGGUGCAGUGGGCAUCAUGGACAUGUGUGCUGGGUCCUGAGGUUAAUGGAAUAUGGCCCAAAUACUCUGCUGUUAAUGAUAUUAACUCUGUGGAUGCUAACUUCAACAAUCAAGUCUUAGUAACAGCUGAUGACUACGGAUUAGUCAAACUUCUACGAUAUCCAUGUAUAAAAAAAGGUGCAAAAUGUAAAAAAUAUUUAGGUCACUCAGCCCAUAUUACCAAUGUAAGAUGGUCACAUGACUACCAGUGGGUUAUAACCAUUGGUGGAGCGGAUCACUCGGUCUUCCAGUGGAAGUUUGUUCCAGAGAGAAAGUCAAAAGAAGCGCUGCACAUUGCACCACAAGAGACCUUGGCAGACUCUAACAGUGAAGAAUCAGACUCUGAUCAGUCAGAUGUGCCUGAAAUGGACUCGGAAAUCGAGCAGGAAACGCAGCUCACGUAUAGACGACAGGUUUAUAAAGAAGACCUACCUCAGCUCAAAGAGCAGUGCAACGAGAAACAUCGAGCAAUCGCUAUGAAGAAGCGAGAGAGAGCACCUGGGAAUGGAUUGAAGUUGCACUUUAUUCAUGGCUACAGGGGCUAUGAUUGCAGAAGUAAUUUGUUCUAUACCCAGACUGGUGAAAUCGUUUACCAUGUGGCUGCUGUUGGGAUCGUGUACAACAGACAGCAGAACACCCAACGUUUCUACAUGGGCCACGAUGAUGACAUUCUCUGCUUGGCUAUCCACCCCCUCAAGGACUUUGUAGCAACAGGCCAGGUUGGCCGAGAUUCCUCCAUCCACAUAUGGGACACAGAAAUGUUAAAACCAAUGUCUGUGUUGAAGGGUUUCCACCAGCUUGGAGUGUGCACUUUGGACUUUUCAGCGGAUGGCAAGCGCCUGGCUUCUGUGGGCCUGGAUGACAAUCACACCAUUGUGCUUUGGGACUGGAGGAAAGGGGAAAAGCUCUCAGCCAUGUGUGGAAGCAAAGACAAGAUCUUUGUGGUGAAAAUAAAUCCCUACCUGCCUGACAAGCUCAUCACAGCCGGUGUAAAACAUAUGAAGUUUUGGCAUAAAGCUGGUGGUGGGCUAAUUGGACGCAAGGGGAACAUGGGAAAGACGGAGACUAUGAUGUGUGCUGUCUAUGGCUGGUCGGAGGAGAUGGUCUUCUCAGGCACGUGUACCGGUGACAUUUGCAUCUGGAGGGACAUGUUCCUGAUGAAGACUGUCAAAGCCCAUGACGGCCCCGUUUUCAGUAUGCAUGCUCUUGAAAAGGGAUUUGUGACUGGAGGGAAGGAUGGUAUAGUCGCGCUCUGGGAUGACACAUUUGAAAGAUGCCUCAAGACCUAUGCCAUCAAGAGGGCAGUCCUCGCUCCAGGCUCUAAGGGCUUGCUUUUGGAGGACAACCCUUCCAUACGUGCCAUAUCGCUAGGCCACGGCCACAUUCUUGUGGGAACUAAGAAUGGAGAGAUUUUGGAGGUUGACAAAAGUGGCCCCAUUACUCUGCUUGUCCAGGGUCACAUGGAAGGUGAAGUCUGGGGACUCGCCACCCAUCCCCAUCUCCCUCUGUGCGCCACUGUCAGUGAUGACAGAACCCUGCGCAUAUGGGACCUCUCUCCCAGUCACUGCAUGUUGGCAGUGCGCAAGCUCAGGAAAGGUGGCCGCUGCUGCUGCUUCUCCCCUGAUGGCAAAGCUUUGGCGGUCGGUCUGAAUGAUGGCAGCUUUCUCAUUGUGAAUGCAGACACCUUAGAGGACCUUGUGUCCUUCCACCACCGCAAGGACAUCAUCACAGAUAUCAAAUUCUCUCCAGGUUCUGGCAAGUACCUUGCAGUGGCAUCAGGAGACACAUUUGUGGAUAUUUACAAUGUAAUGAGCAGCAAACGGGUGGGAGUGUGCAAAGGAUGUCUCAACUCUAUCACCCACUUGGAUUGGGACAGGAGAGGGAAACUACUCCAAGUCAAUACUAGUGCCAAAGAGCAGUUUUUCUUUGAGGCGCCUCGCGGCAAGAGGCAGACCAUCCCUGCCACAGAGGUGGAGAAGGUCGACUGGAGUACGUGGACAUGUGUUCUGGGUACGUCUGUUGAGGGCAUCUGGCCUGUGAUCAGCGAGGUCACAGAGGUGACCUCUGCUUGCCUUAGUCAUGACAAGAAGGUGCUUGCCACAGGAGAUGAUCUAGGAUACAUAAAGGUCUUCAGAUAUCCUGUUAGGGGCAAGUAUGCAAAGUUCAAACGCUAUGUGGCUCACAGCACGCAUGUUACAAAUGUGCGGUGGACCCAUGAAGACAGCCUAUUGGUGACGGCUGGCGGGGGGGACACGUGCCUCAUGAUCUGGACCCAUGAACUUGAGACCCACAGGGAGCUCAGACAGUGUGACAGCGAGGAGUCGGACAUCGAGAGCGAGGAUGAUGGAGGUUAUGACAGCGAUGUGACAAAGGAGAAUGAGAUUAACUAUACCAUCAAAGCCUUAUCCACCAACAUGCGCCCCAUGACUGGUAUAAAACCCCACUUGCAACUAAAAGAGCCUUCUGUGGAUGAGAGACAAGGUGUGGUCAGGCCUCCUGUUAGCAGAGCCCUCCCACAGCCUGAGAAGCUGCAGACCAAUAAUGUCGGCAAAAAGAAGAGACCCAUUGAAGAUCUAGUGUUGGAGCUGGUGUUCGGUUACCGUGGCAAUGACUGCCGCAAUAACGUACAUUACCUGAAUGAGGGGGCAGACAUCAUUUACCACACAGCCUCAGUUGGCAUCGUGCUCAACUUGACCACCUCCUGCCAAAGUUUCUAUGUUGAACACAGUGAUGACAUUCUGUGCCUGACAAUCAAUCAACAUCCCAAAUUCCCCAACGUGGUGGCAACUGGCCAAGUAGGUGACACUGGUGACAUGUCAGCCACAUCUCCUUCUAUUCACAUCUGGGACGCCAUGACCAAGCAGACAUUAUCGGUGCUGCGCUGUUUCCACUCAGGUGGGGUGUGCUCUGUCAGCUUCAGUGCCACAGGGAAGCUCUUGCUGUCUGUGGGCCUAGACUCUGAACACACCGUCACCAUCUGGAAGUGGCAGGAAGGUGCCAAAGUGGCCAGCCACAUUGGUCACACGCAGAGGAUCUUUGUGGCCGAGUUCCGUCCAGACUCGGACACUCAUUUUGUCUCUGUGGGGAUCAAGCACGUCCGCUUCUGGACAUUAGCAGGGCGAGCUUUGCUCAGCAAGAAAGGAGUGCUGAGCUCUAUAGAAGAUGCCCGCAUGCAGACCAUGUUGUCUGUCGCCUUUGGAGCGAAUAACUUGACAUUUACAGGUACUAUAAGUGGGGAUGUAUGUGUGUGGAAAGAGCACAUUCUUGUAAGGAUAGUGGCCAAAGCCCACACAGGUCCCGUGUUCACCAUGUACACCACGCUGAGAGAUGGCCUCAUUGUCACUGGAGGCAAGGAAAGGCCGUCAAAGGAAGGAGGAGCUCUCAAGCUUUGGGAUCAGGAGUUGAAACGCUGUCGAGCCUUUCGAUUAGAAACUGGACAGGUCAUUGACUGUGUGCGUUCUGUAUGUAGAGGAAAGGGUAAAAUCCUGGUCGGAACCAGGAAUGCAGAGAUUAUUGAGGUUGGUGAGAAGAAUGCAGCAUGCAACAUUUUGGUGAACGGUCACAUGGACGGGCCAAUUUGGGGUUUGGGGACACAUCCAACCAGAGACGUGUUUCUGUCUGCUGCAGAGGAUGGGACAGUUCGACUUUGGGACAUUCCGGAGAAGAAGAUGCUGAAUAAGGUGAACUUGGGUCACCCGGCAUGUACAAUCAGCUACAGUCCUGAGGGAGACAUGGUGGCCAUUGGCAUGAAGAAUGGCGAGUUCAUCAUCCUGCUGGUUGCGUCUCUCAAAAUCUGGGGCAAGAAAAGGGACCGGCGCUCUUCAAUACAGGAUAUUAGGUUCAGUCCAAAUUCACGCUACCUGGCCGUCGGCUCCUGCGAAAGCGCCGUCGACUUCUACGACCUGACGCUCGGGCCGCAGUUAAACCGCAUCAACUGUUGCCGGGACAUCCCCAGCUUCGUCUUGCAGAUGGACUUCUCUGCGGACAGCCUGUGCAUCCAGGUGUCCACGGGUGCUUACAAGCGUCUGGUGUACGAGGUGCCGUCGGGGAAGCAGGUCACAGAGCAGUCCCACAUUGACAAGAUUACCUGGGCCACGUGGACCAGCGUUCUCGGGGAUGAGGUUGUAGGCAUCUGGUCGCGGAACACAGACAAAGCGGACGUCACUUGCGCCUGCGUGUCGCACUCAGGCCUCAAUGUGGUUACAGGCGAUGACUUUGGAAUGGUCAAGCUCUUUGAAUUUCCAUGUCCAGACAAGUUUGCAAAACAUAAGCGCUUUUUGGGCCAUUCAGCUCACUUGACAAAUAUUCGCAUCACAAACGGAGACCGCUUCGUGGUGAGUGCUGGUGGAGAUGACAGAAGCCUCUUUGUGUGGAGGUGUGUCCACACCCCCCACUGAAGGUUUGACCACACCACCUGUCGCCUCCUGGCGUGACUGUCCAAUGACGCGUGAAGGAUGCAUUAAAGGAGCAGGAGGAGGCCUGGCAGGACGUCGGCGAGGAAAAAGUGUGGCGCUAACUUACUGCCUCAAAAUUUGGUACAUGCACAUCAUGGUAUGAGUUGUGAACAAAAGUGGUGUGUAUUCAGACCUACUGGUAUCAUUAUAGGGGGAAAAAAAACAAAGUUCAUUUUAUAUGUGCAUUCCACCUACCACAACUACUGGGCAGCGGACUGGUACAGGUCCGUGGGGCAUAUGAACAAAAAAUAUUUUAAAGUUCAUCAUAGUCUAAAAGAAGUUUUAUUUAGAAAAUCAGGUGCAUCCACCUGUGCCUCUGUGCACAUGUCAAACCGCGUGUCUCGGCCACCUGAAAAAAAAUAAGGCAACAAUCUUGCAAAUGAUUUAAAAAUAAUAAUAAUAAUCUUUUGAGGGCUUCAGAACGGGUCAAAUGGUGAGUCAGAAGAAGAGCCUACAGUUUCCAGACAGCUGCAUUUACAGUGGCUAUAAAAAGUCUACACACACCUUUUCAAAUGCACACAACAGUGGCAAUACCAGGAACUGGACAUCUCUACAAAAUUUAUGAAAAAAAUAAAUAAAAAAUGUGGACAGGGAGGCUGCCAAGAGACUGACAUAAACAUUGAAGAAGCUUGCUGUUUAGUAAAUGUGAUAACAAUCUCCCAUCUUCAUAUUUCUGGGCUAUGGGUUAGGAAGGCCUUAUCUUACAAAGAAAGGGGGGGGAGGAAAGCACUUAAAAUCGAAUAUGUUAUAGUCCGAUGGAAGCAACUUGAACUUUGAACUUUUGGGCCAUAAUUCCAAAAGGUAUGUUUGAGGCAAACAACUCUGCUCAUCACCAGAAGUUAUAUAAUAUGCCAUAAUAUCACUAUAGUGGUGGCACCAUCACACUUUGGGGCUGUUUUCAUCUGUGGCCUUAGUCAAAGAAGGAAUUAUGAACAGUUUGAAAUAUCAGUCAAUGUUGGCACAAAAUCUUCAGGCUUCUGCUGGAAAGCAAAUACAAAUAAAAAUGUAGUUUGUAUUGAGCUCAUGAAAAUCCUACGAGAAGUGCUGAACUUUGUUUGGGAUUAAUCACGGGCACUUUAAAUGGUGCAAGAUGUGUGAUGCUGACUCCCAUUGAACAUGAGUUUGAAUGUGAUUCUGAACACAGCUACAUUCCCAUUUAAAAGAGGGUUUGCACACUUGUGCCACCACAUUAUCUCAGUUCUUUAUUUUUACGUCCCCUCUCUAAAAGAGUUCCUGCCCCCCCUCCCCGAGUUGUACAGUUUAGUCACAUUACUAGUGGAAAAGGUUUUUAAAAGUGCCAUAUUUUACCAAACCAAACCUUUUUUUCUAGUAUUUGGGAUGUAAUAUUGGCUCUAUGGUGCCUCACUAAACAUGAAAAAUUUAUUAAAAUCGUCCUCGCAUUCCUGAGUUCGAGACGUUUUUCUUCCGAGAGGCCUGAAAUCAGGUCAUUCAAAUUUCUCGGGCUUAUCUACGUCACUAGCGAAGAUCUUCGCCUUCUCUUUCAGCUCCUGAGCCAGCCCUGUCAACAUAAUAAACACUCAUGAUCUCACAAGUGGGUGUUCUACACGGAGGCGACCAAUCAAAGGAAAGGGGGCAGCCUUAGCCAACUAAGGGCAAAGCGGAUACAAAACUGAGUCACGCAGAAGUAGCUGUCAGAGGGCCCUUUUCUGGACACAAGUAUAACAAAACCAAGGUGUUUUUUUAAACACUUUUGCACUAGGGCCAUGUUAGAGAGUCACUCUAUGGAUGUCUAAAUAGCCAAAAUAUGGGACCUUAAAAUGAUUUAUCUUGGUCUCAUUUUUGUAUAUCACAAAAACCUGGCAUUUGAACAGGGUUGUAUCAACUUUUUAUAUUCACUGAAAGAGACAAUACAAGCAGGCCAACUUAAAAUACAGGUUUAUCGCUCCAGGUAAUUCUCACGCACCAACCCCAUUCUGCCUAACAUCUAAAUUAGGCAAUGAAGCCCUCAAAAUUGCCACAUAAGAUUCAAUUUCCAACAUCCUAUCUUAGCGAAGUGGGAUUUUCUGCAACGACGGCAACCAAAACAAAGCUACAGAGGAGACUGAGCAUAAGUAACAAACUUCAAUGAAAUUGCCGCCCAUUACCCCAAGAUGGGACCGGCUCUGUAAGAGAAACAAGUGCAGGGCUCCCACAAAUUACAACUAGUUUCAGCGUAAUGGUAGGUUUUAUAGUUUGUAUUUGUUUCAAUGUCAGUCUGUCAAAAUACUGUUGAACGCAAAACUUGUCCAUGGGGCAAAAAAAGGUUGGGGAUCGUUAAUUUAAGGGAUGCAUUACUUUUGUGGGAUGGGUAUUCCUGUCCCACAAUUGAAGACCUAUUGUUUACUGACAAUGCCAUUCAAAAAAAAACAACAUACUUGUAGCAAACUCAAUUAGCCUUAAUGUGAGUGUUAUGAGUUUCCAUUUUGGAUCACAUGGUCAUUGGUAUGUGUUUUUUUUAAACUGGUAAUUCCAAAUUGUGUGGCCUUCCUCCUGAAUGUAACAUCCACUGUUAUUGUUCUGGAUGUCAGCAUGCCAAAGCAGACUAUGCACUGUACACCCGACCCAGUCACUGUGUCACAUUGAUGGUUCAUUUCUGUGCUUGUCGUACUGGUGGUUGUUGUUGAAUGGUCAAGCUCACGCAUGACUUGUUGAUGAGUGCAGAUGUGUUUGUGUUUGUUUAUGGGUGUGCAUGGAACACGAUCCAUCGAACCCCCCCCCCCCCCCCCAGAAAAGAAAAUAGUAACUGUAACUUGAUGUUCCAAUGCACGCUGAACUAUUUCAGUCACUUUACAGUGUGCUGCUACAAUGUAUUAUUGUUACAUUUCAAUCAAUAUGAAGGGUGUAAAUUUUCAUUUUGUGUAAUUGGACAUAUUACUUAAAUGGAAUGUUAUCUGAAACAAAAGUGCAAAAUAUGUUGCUUCUUUUAAGACUAUAUAUCUAUAUAGUAUAUGAACUACUACAUAUUUUGAUUUACACCAGUGUAAAUAUCAUUUGUAGAUAUUCUUUUUGUAUAUUUUCGUGAGAUGUUUCUUAAGUCUGCUUUAAUAAUAAUAAAAAAGAACAGAGGUUCUAACUUCUGAGUGUAUGAUGUUAUGUGUGCAAAUAGAAAACUUUAUUUAACCAAAUGUGAUCAAAUUAUUGGUGCUCAAUUAUUAAAAAGAUUUCCUGACUGCU
Messenger RNA from Phycodurus eques (leafy seadragon), 9497 nucleotides. RefSeq names its product EMAP like 5 (gene eml5). The transcript has 44 exons. Bases 327 to 6266 code for a protein of 1979 amino acids. The record is from RefSeq and is a predicted model, not a curated record. Gene Ontology annotation, molecular function: microtubule binding. NCBI's taxonomy places the organism in Eukaryota, Metazoa, Chordata, Actinopteri, Syngnathiformes, Syngnathidae.